AAAAAACGAUGUAGACAUCAGCAUUCGGAGGUGGAUUGUUGUGAUGAAGAUGGCCAUUAUUAUAACGACAGACACAUUCCACACUUAUUUAGAUGGAGAGGAUCUGUUAUCCCUAAUGUUAUAUAUCAGACCAUAAUUGUUACCGCUUUCUCGGCUGCCGUGACAGCGGUAUAUAUAAAAACGGAUAUCAAACCAGGCAUUCCGCAAACAUUCAUUCCAGUGCUUGGUUUCGUCGUGGGUCUCUUACUUACUUAUAGAACAAAUACUGCUUAUGAUAG
Molecule: messenger RNA, 278 nt
Organism: Racocetra persica
Lineage: Eukaryota; Fungi; Glomeromycota; Glomeromycetes; Diversisporales; Gigasporaceae
Source: the annotation of a GenBank genome assembly